Molecule: messenger RNA, 1466 nt
Organism: Ctenocephalides felis (cat flea)
Lineage: Eukaryota; Metazoa; Arthropoda; Insecta; Siphonaptera; Pulicidae
Product: activin receptor type-2A-like
Exons: 1
Biological process (GO): protein phosphorylation; cellular response to growth factor stimulus; activin receptor signaling pathway
Cellular component (GO): plasma membrane; activin receptor complex
Molecular function (GO): activin binding; ATP binding; activin receptor activity
Source: RefSeq, a predicted model, not a curated record
AUGUGUUUAUACAGAGGGUAUAAAACAUUUUCAAUGUUUUGUUUUAUGGAAGUUGACAAUGCUACCAAGCAGCCUAUAAUUCAUAUGAAAGGAUGCUUUUCCAGUGGUGAAGACUGCUACAAAAAAAAUGAAUGUGUUGCUAAAGCACAUGAGACUAGAAAUGGUUAUUUGUUUUGUUGCUGUGAAGGUGACUAUUGCAAUAAAAGAUUUGAAUCUCGUAAAGAACUUUCUACUGAACGGCCAGUAGUCAAUCAUCCUGCAACUAAACCUGGUCAUACAGUAUUUCAUAUAUUAUUAUUCACAUGCCUAGCUCUGCUUUUAGCUUUUGGCAUUAUAUUUGUGGUCUAUUAUUUUUUGAAAACAUGCAAGGUUAAUUACCAUGAGUCUCCAACACAAGCUUUACUUCCUACAAUACCUCAGUCACCGACUGAAGAUCUCGGCCAUAUUCAAUUGCUAGAGGUAAAAGCUUCAGGUCGUUUUGGAUCAGUUUGGCGUGCAAAACGUAAUGACGAUGAAGUUGCUGUUAAAAUUUUUCCAGUUCAGGAUCAACAAUCCUGAGCAGGAAUAUUCAAACUUCCAAAUAUGUGUCAUCCUGAUAUACUUGAAUACAUUGGUGUAGAGAAGCGAGGUGAUCACCUUCACACAGAAUUUUGGCUUGUGACAGCAUACCAUCAUCGAGGAUCAUUAUGCGAUUAUCUGAAAGCUCAUACUGUGACUUGGAAUGAAAUGGGCCGCAUAGCAGAAUCUAUGGCAAGAGGAUUAACUCACUUGCAUGAUGUAAUUCCAGGACCAAAAGGAAUGGAAAUAAAACCUGCUGUUGCUCAUCGUGAUUUCAAGAGUAAGAAUGUUCUCUUGAAAGCUGAUAUGAGCGCUUGUAUUGCUGAUUUUGGAUUGGCCCUCAUAUUUCAACCAGGAAAGGCCUGUGGUGAUACACAUGGACAAGUUGGAACUCGUCGUUACAUGGCUCCUGAGGUAUUAGAAGGAGCCAUAAAUUUCACAUUGGAUGCAUUUUUGAGAAUCGAUAUGUAUGCAUGUGGUUUAGUUCUUUGGGAAUUAGCUUCCAGAUGCUCUGACCAAGGAAUUCCUUGUCCAGAGUACAAAUUACCAUUUGAAGCAGAAGUUGGUACACAUCCAACAUUAGAAGAGAUGCAGGAAGCAGUUGUAACAAAGAAAGUACGACCAGCAAUUUUAGAUCAGUGGAAACAACAUCCAGGUUUAGCAACCAUGUGCAACACUAUGGAAGAGUGCUGGGAUCAUGAUGCUGAAGCACGCUUAUCUGCCAGUUGUGUUAUGGAACGUGUCAGUCAUUUGAUGCGUUAUGACGUACAGCAAAGUGAGGGUCUCAUAUUAGAGACUAAUCCGAAAGUAUCUUUGUGAUUGAGUUAAUGGAUAUUUACAGUGUUAAAUAUUUAAAUGCAUAAUGAAAUAAUUUUAUAGAAACAAACAGAUUUUUGUGUUAUAAAUGA